Messenger RNA from Trifolium pratense (red clover), 834 nucleotides. RefSeq lists its product as uncharacterized. NCBI's taxonomy places the organism in Eukaryota, Viridiplantae, Streptophyta, Magnoliopsida, Fabales, Fabaceae. The record is from RefSeq and is a predicted model, not a curated record. Bases 1 to 834 code for a protein of 277 amino acids. The transcript is spliced from 4 exons.
AUGGCAAACAAUGAGCUUGAAACCACAAUUGCGUUGCACUCUUUGAGAGCUCCAUUGGAUCCUUUUCCCAUAACACCCCAAGAAAAAUUCUUGAAUGAUAUGCGGGUGAGGUAUCGCACCUAUUACCUUGAGUCCAAUGUUAACUAUGGUGCUGUUAAGCUUCCAAGGAUGUUUGCCGAAGAUUUCGGAGAAGAGUUGUGUCGUGUUGCCACCUUGGUUGAUGCGAGGGAUAAUCAGAUGGAGGUUUUGGUUGAUAAGAUCGAUGAGGACGUGUAUUUCACGCGUGGUUGGGCUUCCGUGAAGAAUUUUUACAAUAUACGAACUGGUGCUUGGGUCGUGCUAAUUUAUUCGGGAUUUGGUCACUUCGGCAUUACCAUACAUGAUAGGCUUCAAUAUCCGGUUUUAGUCCCCACAUUUGAACCACCGUUGAAAUUGGUGAUCGAUAAGAUAGAUGUCCUUCCCCAAUUCGUUGAUGAUUUGUCCGAGGAUCUACAUGACCUCUCUUAUGCACAUGAUGAGCAUUUUUUUGACGUUUCAUUUGAAAAGACAUUGACUUAUUUUGACGUGUCCAACGGUUAUUUGAUGUUGCCAUAUCAUGGGUUCGGGGAGUAUGCUUUCCAUGAAGGAAGUACCUCCAUCAAGUUGGUUGAUGAUUAUGGAAAUGCUUGGUUUUGCAGUUUGAUAUGUGUGACAUUCCCAUGUAAGCAUUACAGAGUUGGUGGACAGUGGAGUAGGUUGGUCGCUGCACGGAGGUUAACUGCUGGUUCAGUCGUCACAGUUGGUUCUCAGCCAGAUGCUAACAACGAAACUCUUUAUCUCAUUUUGGAUCCUUAG